AUGAGGUUCUUCCCAGGCAUCGCCCGCAACCCGCUGCGAGCCGUGGGCUUCAUCGAUGACCCUGUCUUUCUCACGCCCCUCCAUCGGGUCCACGCCCUCUCUUCUUUCCAGUUGACAUUCACCCUCAGCAAUGCAGACCCCAGCAUACGACUGUCCCUCGAACCAAAUCACGAUGUGAUUGCCGACGGAGCCACAGUCACUUACCUCGCCGAGGACGGGUCUGUGCAGAGAACGGAGCCCGUCGACCGCCUGCAACACCGCGUGUUCAAGGGCACCGCGUUUGUCAAAUACCCCGGAGACAGCGAGUGGACCAACGCUGGCUGGGCAAGGAUCCACGUGCACAGAGAUGGCCCUAACCCCCUCUUCGAGGGCGCCUUUCAGCUCUACGGCGACCAGCACCACGUCCAGACGAGCCAUAACUACCUGAAGACCCGGCUCGAGGAUGAUCCAGACGCCUGGCGGCCAGGCGGCGAGUCCAUGGUCGUCUGGCGCGACUCGGACAUCACCACAACAGCAGAUGACAACCGGCACUUGGGCUUGGACGAGCUGAAGAGAGGACUGCCAACGAGCGAUACCUGCACUGCUGAGCGGCUCAUCUUCAACCGUGACGAGAACCACCCGCUCUAUCGCGGAACGGUAGAGGGCCCGGACAAGAGGUCCCUAUGGGCCUCCGUGAUGCCCAGCACCCUGUUUGCGCGGCAGAUAGACGGUACCACUGGGGGAAACAGCGCUGGCAUCAACCUGACGGCCGCCAUUGGGUCCACGGCCGGCUGUCCGACCUCCCGCAAGGUCGCCCUGAUCGGCAUCGCGACCGACUGCACCUACACGGCCGACUUUGCCAACGAUACGGCCGCCAAGACCAACAUCAUCGCCCAGGUCAAUACUGCCUCCCAGCUGUAUGAGAGCACCUUUAACAUCUCGCUGGGCAUCCAAAACCUCACCCUCAGCCCGAGCAGCUGCCCCUCGACUGCGAGCACCGAGGCGCCCUGGAACGUGGGCUGCUCCGACAGCGUCACCAUCACCGACCGGCUCAACCUCUUCUCGCAGUGGCGCGGCCAGCACAACGACACAAACGCCUACUGGACGCUCAUGAGCACGUGCAAAACCGAGUCGGCCGUCGGGCUCGCGUGGCUCGGUCAGCUGUGUAUGAGCGGCUCGUCUACCGAAAGCAACGAGACGGUGGCCGCAGCGAACGUUGUCGUCCGGACAUCUACGGAAUGGCAAGUCUUUGCCCACGAGUCGGGCCACACCUUUGGAGCCGUACACGACUGUACAUCCACCACGUGCGCGGACGGCACGGCAACGAAGCAGCAGUGCUGCCCGCUGAGCUCAGCCACCUGUAAUGCCAACGCUCAGUUCAUCAUGAACCCGUCGACCGGCUCCGGCAUCACACAGUUCUCCCAGUGCACCGUGGGCAAUAUCUGCUCCGCCCUGGGCCGUCAGUCUGUCCAGUCGACCUGCCUGACCAACAACAAGGAUGUCCCGACCAUCACCGGAAGCCAAUGCGGCAACGGCAUCGUGGAGUCUGGCGAAGAGUGCGACUGUGGCGGGACAGCCGGCUGCAACGGCAACACGUGUUGUGACGCCUCGACCUGCAAGUUCACGACAAACUCGGUGUGCGACCCAUCGAACGAGGACUGCUGUACCUCGCAGUGCCAGUUCGCCAGUAACGGCACUGUGUGCCGAGACAGCACCGGCGUAUGUGAUCCCCAGGAAGUCUGCACCGGCACCUCAUCCACCUGUCCGGCGGACCAGAACGCGCCGGAUGGUACGGGCUGUGGUUCCGGUCUCAAGUGUGCCUCGGGCCAGUGUACCUCGCGCAACGAGCAGUGCCAGUCCCUGAUGGGAUCCCUCACCACGGACAACGACACCACGGCGUGCGACUCCUCUGGGUGCCAGAUCUCGUGUCAGUCGCCAGAGUUCGGAAGCAACGUCUGCUACAAGCUGAACCAGAACUUCCUCGACGGCACACCCUGCCAGGGCGGCGGCAAAUGCAGCAAUGGAAACUGCAAGGGUAUCAACACUGGCGAUGAGAUCAAGGACUGGAUCAACAGUAAUAAGGACAUUGUGAUCCCGGUCGCAUGUGUGCUGGGGGCAAUCCUCCUUCUCGUGAUAGCAAGUUGUAUCUGGUCCUGUCGGCGCAGGAGGGCGCGUCGAACGCGUGCAGCGCGAGGGGCGUACGAAAAUGGUGGUUGGCAGCCGAGCAUGAGUACACGAUAUGCAUAAAGAAGACAUGGUACCAAUCUAAUGAGGCGUUAUGGUCUGGAAGUGGUUGGAGGAUCUUGUUGGAGGUCAAAAGGGUGGGUUUCGCAUAUCAAACAAUUUGGGCUGGCAUAUUGAUAUUCUUCGCUGUCACGACGAUCACGGCCAGAAGGAAGAUGCCAGAUUAUCUCAGCCAGGCUCGGCAUGUUGUGAUCAUUCAUGGUGCAUCAGCGGCGUUUCAAAGGGUGGUAGGGCAUAACGGUCACAUAUGGAAAGGAGUGGGAUGCAAUAUUUCUCUGGAAGGAGACAUUAUUGUAGCAUGAUUAUACCUCAAUCUGACGUCUCUUCAAUG
Molecule: messenger RNA, 2554 nt
Organism: Cryphonectria parasitica EP155
Lineage: Eukaryota; Fungi; Ascomycota; Sordariomycetes; Diaporthales; Cryphonectriaceae
Product: zincin
Exons: 3
Coding region: 1-2226 (741 amino acids)
Biological process (GO): proteolysis
Molecular function (GO): metalloendopeptidase activity
Source: RefSeq, a predicted model, not a curated record